Marasmius oreades (fairy-ring Marasmius) is the source of this 1936-nucleotide messenger RNA. RefSeq lists its product as uncharacterized. Gene Ontology annotation, molecular function: CoA-ligase activity. Gene Ontology annotation, biological process: secondary metabolic process. The transcript is spliced from 23 exons. NCBI's taxonomy places the organism in Eukaryota, Fungi, Basidiomycota, Agaricomycetes, Agaricales, Marasmiaceae. The record is from RefSeq and is a predicted model, not a curated record. Bases 106 to 1815 code for a protein of 569 amino acids.
CUUGAGCCUAUCCGGAACUACUUAACACCAAUACUAUAUAGCCGACAUCCUGCUACCCUCUCAGUUGCGACACGACCACGACAUACGUUUGACUCGCCCUUCAACAUGACUUUCUUUCAGACGGAUGCCCGACUCCCCUUGAUUCCAGAAAACCUUUCAAUUCCACAGUUCUUCCUCGACUCGGCAAUUCAUGGUAAUCCAGAGGCCCCUCGAUUCAUAGAAGAUGCGACUGGACGAAUCAUCACUCUACCUGAGAUUCAGAAGCGUACUACAAGUCUCGCGAAUACUUUAAGCUCCAAAUAUAGUGUUGGCUACGAUGACGUAGUUCUAAUCUUUAGUCGAAACCACGUCGACUAUCCCAUCGUAAUUUGGGCAACUCACAGGUUGGGUGGUAUCGUCUCUGGUGCAAACCCCGACUACGUUCGCGAUGAACUCGUCUACCAGCUCCAGUCUAGCAAGGCUGUUGUGAUUUUUUCUCACCCAGAUGUGUUCGAUACCGCAUAUUCUGCUGCCCAAGUCUGCAGUAUACCAAGAGAACGGGUUAUACUGUUCAACGUUCCCGGCUCUCCGUCUGCUCACACAAAGCAACCCACUGUCGAUGACCUUGUCCGCCAAGGCUCAAGUCACAGGGCCCUCUACAAGGAGCCCAGCAUUAAUGCGAAGACAAAGCUCGCCUUCCUUAGUUUCUCCUCGGGUACAACCGGCAAGCCUAAGGGCGUUGCGAUACCGCACUUAUCCCCCAUCACCAAUGUGAUCCAAGCGCGAGUUCACAACAAGGUUGGCGAAAACUAUACGAGCUGGGACGAUCAGAGAUACAGAGCAGGUGACGUCGCGAUGGCAGUUCUCCCUUUCUAUCAUAUCUACGGGUUGGUUCUCAAUCUCCACUUCUUAUUUUACAGCGGCGUCUCGAUCGUCGUCGUUCCCAAAUUCAAUUUCGAAGAAAUGCUGAAGAGCAUUGUGCGGCACCGCAUAAACCACUUGAUGUUGGUUCCUCCCCAAGCGAUCCUCCUAUGCAAGCAUCCAUCCGUGAAGAAUUACGAUUUAAGUGUGAUUAGAACAUUGGUAAUCGGCGCGGCUCCUUUGUCGCAUGAAGUCAACCACCAACUCUUCAACUUGCUUCCCAAUGCUCAAAUUGGCCAAGCAUACGGAAUGACCGAGACGUCUACCGCCACUGCUUGGUGGCCAAUCGAGCAAAAGAGAGGAACAUCUGGGUGUACUGGAAAACUGAUGCCUGGUGUCAAGGCUCGUAUCGUCAAGCCCGACGGUUCUCUAGCGGGCUUUGAUGAACCUGGAGAACUGGUUGUUUAUAGCCCAUCGAGUGCACUGCGCUAUAUCAACAAUGAGGAAGCAACGAAGGAAACAUUCGUUGAUGGAUGGGUACGGACCGGAGAUGAAGCCAAAAUCGAUAGAAAUUUGGGACUGUGGAUUUUGGACCGAAUUAAGGAGAUCAUGAAAGUACGGGGUUUCCAAGUCGCACCCGCAGAACUGGAAGGUUGUAUACUCGAUCAUCCCGAAGUUUCAGACGUAUGUGUCGUCGGUGUGCCGGAUGAUUUCAGUGGAGAGGUUCCGAUGGCAUUCGUUGUGCCCAACCAGGAGGCAGCACAAAGGAUAAAGAGCGAUCCACGCGUCGCCUCAGAAAUCAAGGCUUCCGUUAUCAAACACGUCGCAGACAACAAGGUAGCUUAUAAGGGGCUCAGCGGAGGCGUUGAGUUCGUCGAAAUUAUCCCUAGGAAUCCGAGCGGAAAGUUGCUGCGUAGAGUGCUACGUGAUCGAGCGAGAGCGAUGAGAGAGUCGAAAGUGAAAUCCAAGUUGUGAUUUGAAUGUCUUCCGUACCGUAGUACAACAGAGCUUCGGGCUCCUUUAAAGAUUCCCUCAUGAUAUAUGUACACAUUUUUACUUGUACAGGAGCCAUGUUCAAAGUUGAGGAACUUGCAAC